Messenger RNA from Coniophora puteana RWD-64-598 SS2, 699 nucleotides. RefSeq lists its product as uncharacterized. The annotation marks the transcript as partial. The record is from RefSeq and is a predicted model, not a curated record. NCBI's taxonomy places the organism in Eukaryota, Fungi, Basidiomycota, Agaricomycetes, Boletales, Coniophoraceae. The transcript has a single exon.
UAUGCUGUUCUCUCUCACAGAUGGUCGGAAGAUGAACUCACCUUCCAAGACUUUGGGAGCAAGAAGUGUCUUAAAUCCAUCGGAUGGCAAAAGGUCGUGCAUUUCUACGACAAAGUCAUUCGUCAAGGCAUACAGUUCGCUUGGAUCGACACCUGCUGCAUUGAUAAGACAAGUAGCACCGAGUUGGAUGAGUCAAUUCGCUCGAUGUUUCGGUGGUAUCUGAACGCAGCUGUCUGCAUCAUUCAUCUUGCUCAGACCACCUCAAUCAAUGAUAUGGUGGGCGACGAAUGGUUCCGUAGAGGCUGGACACUGCAGGAGCUAUUAGCACCGAAGAAGAUCCACUUCUUUGACAGGCAGUGGAGACGCCUCACUUCAACCGAGAAUUCAGCUCAAGAUAACGACAAAGACGAAAACUCCGAAGUUUUGGCUGUCGCCUCUAAAGCCACCGGAAUCCCUCUGGCCGAGCUGUGCGAGUUUAAUCCAUCUCCUUCCCAAGUCGAUGUGCGCAUGUCUUGGGCUUCGAAAAGAGACGUUACCCGAGGGGAAGAUACGGCGUAUUCGCUCAUGGGUCUUUUUGACGUCUCAAUCUCAACUGCUUACGGAGAGGGUGCCGAUAGAGCCUUUUGUCGACUCGUUGAGGCUGUUAUGCUUGCAGGCGGAGACCCGUCAGUACUGAACUGGAGUGGAGAUCCAGCAGCC